This is a messenger RNA of Linnemannia hyalina, 753 nucleotides long. NCBI's taxonomy places the organism in Eukaryota, Fungi, Mortierellomycota, Mortierellomycetes, Mortierellales, Mortierellaceae. The record is from the annotation of a GenBank genome assembly.
AUGUCUCGAAGAUACGAUGCCCGCACAACCAUCUUCUCGCCAGAAGGUCGUUUGUACCAGGUAGAAUACGCCAUGGAGGCGAUCUCGCACGCCAGUACAGCACUCGGAAUCUUGGCCAAGGACGGUCUUGUCAUUGCUGCCGAGAAGAAGGUUGCCUCCAAGUUGCUUGACCAGACUACAGGAGGCGAGAAGAUCUAUAUCAUCAACGACAACAUGAUCUGCGGAGUUGCCGGUUUUACUUCGGACGCCAACAUCUUGAUCAACUACGUACAGACUGCCGCACAACAGUACCUUUAUACCUACAACGAAGACAUGCCCUGCGAACAGCUCGUGCAGAAGCUUUGUGACCUCAAGCAAGGAUACACUCAAUACGGAGGUCUGCGUCCUUUCGGAGUGUCGUUCAUUUAUGGAGGAUGGGAUGAGCACCACGGGUUCCAAUUGUACCACUCGGACCCCUCGGGCAACUAUGCAGGAUGGAAGGCAACAUGCAUUGGCGCCAACACGGCCAGUGCCCAAGGAAUCUUGAGACAGGAGUACAAGGAGGAGGGUCUUACUCUCCAGGAGGCCAAGAACCUUGCCAUCAAGGUCCUCAGCAAGACGAUGGACACCACAUCAUUGGGCUCCGACAAGAUCGAGUUUGCAACGCUCGAGUUGGUUGAUGGAAAGGUGGUUCGCAGGAUCUUUGACCAGGCCGAGAUCGACGUAUUGUUGAAGGAGAACAACUUGUUGAACAAGACCGAGGAGGCCAAGUAA